AUGAUCAACUCUCGCCGCGCCGUCCUGGCAGCGGUCUUUAUCCUGACUGUCUUCUUUCUCCUUACGCGAACUCACAGCUCGACACCUAUAGUCCCAGCUGCCAAAGAUGCCGCCGCCGCUGCCACCGCCGAUGCAAGCAAGAACGAAGCCCCUGCCUCGAAUCAGGCUGUGUCACCACCUCCCGAGGAACAAAAGCAAAUGGAGGUAAAGGAGCGUCGCACACGGCCUCGCAUCGACAUGUCGGGCAUGACCACCUCCGAGAAACUUGAAUACGCCUACCCUUACGAUGUCACGAUCAAGUUCCCCGCCUACAUUUGGCAGACGUGGAAGCAAAGCCCUGAUCAGGGUGAUUUUCAGUUCAAGGACCACCAUGCUUCUUGGAGAGAAGAACAUCCCGAAUUUGUCCACGAAGUUGUGACCGACGACGUUGCUAUCAACCUCAUUAGCAUGCUCUAUGCCACAGCCCCCGAGGUCAUUGAUGCAUACCGAAGCCUCCCCAUCCCUGUCUUGAAGGCCGACUUCUUCCGUUACCUAAUCCUAUACGCCCGAGGCGGUAUUUACACUGAUAUCGACACCUACGCUAUCCAGAGUUCUGUCAAGUGGCUCCCCGCUCAGAUCCCCCGCGAUACUGUUGGCUUGGUUAUUGGCAUUGAGGCGGACCCAGACCGCCCCGACUGGGCUCAAUGGUAUAGUCGCCGUAUCCAGUUUUGCCAAUGGACGAUACAAGCCAAGCCCGGACACCCUGUGCUUCGCGACAUCAUCACCCGCAUCACCAAGCAGACUUUAGACUUGAAACAACAGGGCAAGCUCGAAAAGUUCCUUGAUCGCAAUGUUGUUGAAUUCACGGGACCUGCUGUAUGGACAGAUGCUAUCAUGGCGUAUUUCAACGAUCCACGUUUCUUCGAUAUGUCAGGAAGCAAGGGCCCAAUUGACUACAAAAACUUUACUGGCAUGGAAACGAGCAAGCGAGUGGGUGAUGUGGUUGUAUUGCCCAUCACGAGCUUCUCACCUGGAGUGGGACAGAUGGGUGCUAAGGAGCCUGACGACCCCAUGGCCUUUGUCAAGCAUGAUUUUGAAGGAACAUGGAAACCAGAGAGCGAACGCCACAUGGGUGAGCAGCAGCAACAAGAGGGACAGCAGGCACCUCUGCAGCAAUAA
Fusarium sp. VM40 is the source of this 1158-nucleotide messenger RNA. The record is from the annotation of a GenBank genome assembly. Lineage: Eukaryota; Fungi; Ascomycota; Sordariomycetes; Hypocreales; Nectriaceae.